Messenger RNA from Cicer arietinum (chickpea), 1965 nucleotides. RefSeq names its product protein CLMP1-like. The record is from RefSeq and is a predicted model, not a curated record. Gene Ontology annotation, molecular function: protein binding. Lineage: Eukaryota; Viridiplantae; Streptophyta; Magnoliopsida; Fabales; Fabaceae.
AUAAAUAAAAAAUGAUUAGGAUUAGGAAUAAUCGAUAGAGUCUGUCAAAAACAAAAGGAAUAAUAAAUAGAAAUGACCCUUUUCUGAAAAACAAAUAUAGAAAUGAUCCUAUCGAUUACAAUUUUCUCCAUAUUCUCACCGGAAAAAGGAUCAGCAAAUCCAAUGGCACCAUUCCGCCGUCCCGCAGGUAAAGCUUGUCACUCGUAAGUUUCUCUCUCGCAUCGCAUGUAUGCUUCUCCUUCAUUGCAAACAUUGAUUUCGAUUCACAUUGUCCAUUUCAACCUUUUAUUUAUAAAUAAAUCAAAUGCAUCUUCAACUAUAUAUCCAUGCAUGUGUUAUCGAUCGAAAGAAAAAACAUUAAAAAUGGGGAAAUCCGGAGGUAGUAGAAGAAAAAAAGCUACCGUUGAAACCGCAAAUCCCGUUACGCAUCCGAAUUCCUCAACGUCAUUCAAGACCACAUUGGAACCUCGUCCAGGCCCAAAGAAACAGAUUUCACCUCCCGAGCCCAAGCCCAAGCCCGAACCCUCAAAUGAAUCGGUUACAAUUACGUGGAGGCAGUUGAAGCUUGUUUACGAUCAUGACAUAAGGCUAGCACAAAUGCCAGUGAAUUGCAGCUUCAGAGAAUUAAGAGAUACAGUGAAGAAAAAAUUUCCAACGUCAAAUUCAGUUCUGAUAAAGUACAAAGAUAACGACGGUGAUUUCGUCACUAUAACAUCCACCGAAGAACUCAGAUCCGCCGAAUCUACCGUUAAUAGAAACGAUUCAGUUGGAACUCUGAAACUAAAUAUCAUCGAAGUUAGUCCCGAACACGAACCGCCUUUGUUCGAAGAAGAAGAAGAAGAAGAAGAUAAACAAAAAUGUGUAGUUUGUGUUUUGGAUGAAAAAGUUGGUAAUGAUAGAGUAGAAAUUGAUGAUUGGUUGUAUCAAUUCUCUCAGUUAUUUCGAUCACGUGUCGGUGUUGAAAUCGAAUCUAUUAAUUUGCAUGAGUUAGGGUUGGAGUUUUGUUCAGAGGUACUUGAAGAAACAUUGACUAGUAAUGAAGCUCAAGAUUUGUUUGAUAAAGCUGCAUUUAAGUUUCAAGAGGUUGCUGCUUUGGCGUUUUUCAAUUGGGGAAAUGUUCAUAUGUGUGCAGCUAGGAAGAGUGUUAAAUUAGAUGAGAAUGAGAAUGAGAAUGAUGUUGUGGUAAUGGAAGAAUCAGAAUUUGAUUUUGUUAAGGAAAAGUACUAUUUGGCGAGAGAAAAGUAUGAACAAGCACUUGUGAUUAAACCUGAUUUUUAUGAGGGAUUAUUGGCUCUUGGGCAACAACAAUUUGAAUUGGCUAAGCUUCAUUGGUCUUUUGGUAUGGGUAAUAAGAUGGAUUUAGGUAAAGAGACGCUUUUGCUUUUCGAUGGUGCUGAGGAGAAGAUGAAAGCUGCGAAUGAUAUGUGGGAGAGGUUCGAAGAAGAAAAACUCGGUGUUGAGCAAGUAGGUGUUGGUAUGAGAUCGCAGAUUCAUCUUUUUUGGGGGAAUAUGUUGUUUGAAAGAUCACAAGUGGAGUGUAAAUUGGGAAUGAGUGAUUGGAAGAAAAAAUUGGAUGAUGCUGUUGUUCGGUUUAAGAUUGCUGGGGCUUCUGAGGCCGAUGUUUCGACGGUUUUGAUGAAGCAUUGUUCGAGGGUUGGAGAAGUAAAAGGAUCAGCAAGAAUGAACAAUUCAAUCAAACUGAUGAAAUAGAGAACAAUGGAUCAUCAAGUUUUGUUCUGGAUACCUUUUUAAACAGAAAUUCAAAAUUUUGGAUAGUUAUACUGCUGUUUUUCCUUGAAAUUGCCCCAAGUUAUAUUAACUUUAUAACUGAGUUUGCAAUAAUCAAUUUUACACACCAAAGAUUAGUCUAUGUUCUUGUUCUCUUGCUGUCAUGAAUGUGUUGUUGCAAAUUGUUGUUCCCAUACUAUCUUGAAAAAGUUUAUUUGAUUAUUUAUUCCAUCAAAA